UAUAUGCUGUGUGUAUGUGUGUGCACUUACCGAAGCAAAAACAAAUAUUACGAUUCCCUAAAACUGCUCAAGAAAUCCAGUGCACAUUCAUAGGCACAGCACUGCAUGUACAGCAACCUUCAAAUAUGUAAAGUAACCUUGAAAUACUCUAAUUUUAGAGCAACUUUCUAGCCUUACAGAUAUAUGCAUAUGUUUUUGUGCACUUUUUAUCAAAUGAAGAACUAUUAUACAUAUGUAAAGUAAUCUACUAACUAACUAUUUACCUACUAUUAGAGAACAUAAAAUAAUUGUUUCGAAAAUUUUUCCUAGUAUUGAAAUGUCCGACACAGAACUUUUUUAUAAGCUACUUGUGUUGUUUUCUGCAACGUACUGUAUGCUCCUAAGCGCUCUUGACGCACAGCAGCUGCGGUUGUCGAGCAUUUAGAAGACAUUUAUACACACAUAUAUGGGUGCAAACAUAUAUACGAGCCGCGUCCAUUCGACAUGACAAAAAUUCCAGAUUUACCAAACAUUGCCAAAUAAUUCUACGCGAAAUAUUCCAAUAUUGACUAUUUUCGAAUGGUAGAGAAAAUUGACAUAUGGGUGUGUUACGCCAAAUGGCCUAUUGUUUUAAUUAUUAAUAUAAGUAAUUAUCCGAAAUGAAUUUUAUAGUUUUAAUUAUUAAUUUAAGUAAUUAUCCGAAAUGAAUUGUAAUAAAAUUGUUCAAAGUAUAUUCUGCCUUAAUAACACUAUGUAUAUAUGUAUAAGUACAUAGAUAACAUUUCAUAACAUUAAUUAUAUAAGGUCCGUUAGUUAAGUUUAGGCUAAGGAAACCUAUAUAAACAUGAAGUAGGAAAUAAAGAAGUUACUUGUGAAUUUACAACGAACGCGCUCGCUAGUUAUAUUUCAGGCAAUUGUUGUGUUCGCGCAUCCCUCCCAAAAAUAAUUAAUCUUAAAAAGGCUUAAGAAUUUUUUCAUGGCGCCCGAGCAGGGACAUGAUGCGUGAAACAUAAUUAAAAAAUUAAACAUAAACAAUACGGAAAUUAUUUCCAAAGACAAAACAAUAAACAUAUAUGUACAAACAAUAAGUGCUUUAAUUAGCAACAACAAUUGCCUGCGCGUUUUACAUUUUUGCAAGUCCGGUUUCGCAUCAAGUGCAGUGACAAAAGCAAACAAACAAACAAACUAACAUAAAAACCACCCUCACUAAAAGGUUCAGUGACUUAAUCCAAAAUUAAAAAAAACGAGUACAUAGUGUACAUACAUACAUAAACAUAUAAGGAGAGAAGCGGUAAUACAGUGUCGUGUUUAUGGAACAUAGUGAAAAAAAAAAAAUCUUAAAUUAUAAUUAUACAUAAAAAUAAAAACAGUAAAUUAAUAAAUAGCGGCGGUAAAAAAGCGUGCCAAAUUAUCUAUUUGUGCUUAAAAAAAAAAAAAAAUAAUAAAUAAAAAAGAAUAAACCAAAAUACAUAGUGCAUAGCUGAAACAGUGCGGUACUUAUAUGUAUAUAUAAACGGUCACAGUGGUACCUAUAUAAAUGUUCUCGGCCAAAAAUAAGGCAAUUUUAUAAAAAACAAAAAAAAAAAAAAAACCGUUACAAAAAAAAAAAAAAGGAAAAAGAAACUGUGACCCCUAAAACAUAAAAAUAAAAAUUACCUAAGUGCCGUAAUUGGAUGCCGCUAAGAAUUCAGUUCUGUUCUUAAAAAAAAAAAAAACAGUGGAAUUCACCGCUGCUCAUUUGCAGUUCGUCGCCCUCAUCAAUAUCACUGUCCGCAGUCACAGUUCUCGCAGUUACUGCCAUACUCGCCGCUGCUCUCAUCGCUGUAACCGUCGCUGCUACUCUGGUCACUGGUCAUCGCCCGCUGUCGCUGUAAUUCCUACCGCUGGUUCUGUCGCCGCCAGGAAUGACCUGCACCUGCAUCCUUUGCAAAAGGAAAGUCAAGGCUUGCAAUAAGCCUCUACAGAUUCAUUGGACGCCGAGGAAUGCCGCGGAAAAUAUACAGCGUCAACGCCACCAACUUCGUCGGCGCCGAUCGCAAGCUUCGCGAGUUGAGGGAUGCUUUCGAGGCCCAACAAACGGAAGUACAGAAAUACGCAACGGACGAAGGAUUCACCUUCGCCUUUAUACCACCCAGGGCACCGCACUUCGGCGGGUUAUGGGAGGCGGCAGUGAAGUCCGCCAAACACCUUCUCGUGCGCGCAAUCGGCAACGCGCUGCUCACCGCCGAAGAACUGCAGACGCUGCUCGUCGAGGUCGAGGCCGUAUUCAACUCACGACCCCUGGUACCACUGAGUCAGGACGCGAACGAUGGAGAGGCCCUAACACCAGCGCACCUACUAGUUGGGUGCCCCCUUCGAGCGCUGUCACCAGCCCAAGUAUCGAUGGACCAAAUGCGUUGCUGCGACAGAUGGCAACUUGUCUGUUGUCUCAAGCAACAGUUUUGGCGACUGUGGUCCAGGACCUACCUGUUGGGUCUUCAACAGAGGAGCAAGUGAUUGCAUCCGAAGCGCAACCUCGAGCUGAACGACCUCGUCCUGGUUCAGGAAGACAACACACCACCGCAGCAAUGGGUGCUCGGCCGCGUCGCCGCAAUCGUAACAGGGCAAGACGGCAAGGUCCGCCUAGCAGACGUGGCAACCAAAGCGGGCGUAAUUAAACGCCCCAUUCACAAGCUCGCCGUACUGCCAUCAGUCGUUGAAGGACCAUGAGCCUUUCAAGGUGGCCGGUGUU
Anastrepha ludens (Mexican fruit fly) is the source of this 2710-nucleotide messenger RNA. RefSeq lists its product as uncharacterized. NCBI's taxonomy places the organism in Eukaryota, Metazoa, Arthropoda, Insecta, Diptera, Tephritidae. The transcript has 2 exons. The record is from RefSeq and is a predicted model, not a curated record. The coding region runs from base 1884 to 2636 and encodes 250 amino acids.